AGCCGCUAAAGUCUGCCACAUCGGAUGGUAGGCCCCAACCUAACCUAACCUACUUAUCCUUCCCCCGAUCGAUCUCGUCUUCGAUAGAUCUAUCAAGUUUUUACAGCGUCAGCCACUAGAAAAAAUUAAUUCGCAAUUUGUUGGAUCGUACUAUUACUAGUAGGGACUGACUCUGCUGACAUCUUCGCUGCUCUUCGGUCUCCUGGUGGUCAACUCGUCAUGGAGCGUCAGCCACACACCUAAACAUCCCCCUCGAGGAAGAAACUAGUGAUAUGAUUUUUCGUUUUCGACAGGAAGAAAACUUCUCCUCGUCUUCUGCUUCUUGUUCCAAAUAAAUACUUUGAUUCUAUUAUACUUCAUCUACGGCCUACCCAUCAUGAAAAUCUGGUUCUCCAUUAGAUGAAGAAGAAGUGCUAGUGAACGUGCAGAGUGACGUCCUCAAUAGUGACGUCCUCAAUAGUGAGGUCCUCAAUCGUGACGUCCUCCUCAAUGUCGGCUCAGGAUGAGCUAGCGAAGAGGCGGGAUGUAUUUCUGUUUCAGCCUGAGGAUGUGAACACUCUGCCCCCGUUCAGCGCAAAGUCGGAGAGCUUCACGAAUGAGCUCUUACUGUUAAGGCUCAGACGAGGAGGACCAAAAUAAUUCAUCUUGGUUCUGAAGUAAGAAGCAAAUAAGGCAUCUUUGUUGACGUGGACUACCAGCGCUUUCAAAUGGUAGAAGGGAAAAAUGGUCAAAGGUGUUGCACCAGCCAAGAUACUAGUAGAUUUCAAUAAAAAAAUUUUUUGUAAGGUGGUGUCUAAUAAUGGGAUUACGGGAUCACAAUAAGCCCCAAGGCAGCACCGACUUCGGACACCAUGGGAGCACCAGCAACGUGGGCAGUCCGACGAACGGCAGCCCUGGUCCCGAGGGUGGCGGACACAACCAGAGUGUCAUGAUUAUGAUUUUUUGUGUCUUUACUGUACGAGGAUCCAUUAGGGAUACUCUAGACAUCAACAUCUGCAUCUUUCUGCAAGUAUUUCGAAGAAAAAGGGGUGACCAGAACCAGAUCGAUGACUUGUUUGUCAGGGAAGAUGCAUUUCCUUGCUUUCUUAUAAAAAAUCAUAUAUAUGCAGUCCCUCUGGUCUGUCUUUUUUCUAGUUAGGUCGGCUCCACCACAAAAAAUAUAUAUGCAGUUCGUCUUCGUCUUCCUUGAUUUUUCUUUUCCACCAGCUCCUCUGCUUCGCCAUCUGCGUAUAUGAAGAAUAAUCUCGGUGGUGGCGCGGUUGUUGUAGGUGGUACUUUCCUAUAUGUCUCUAACAUGACCCACGCGUCUGAGGCUUCAUGCAUGCUCGCAGCCAGAAACAAGAAGCUCCCUUGGAGUUCCUUGAUGCACCAGAAUGCGCUUUUUCAUCGUGUCUUCGCCAAUCUGUUCUAUCUGACGCUAUGUGUGCUCUUCCGCAGCGUCCAAGGGCAGGAGCAGGAACAGUCGCUGGCGCGAAGAUGUCGUAGUUGCUUGGUCACAAAUUGGCAGGAUUACCUGCUUCAGGUCAGAGGAAAGAUACUACAGUUAAGAUGAAAGAGCUGCAUCAUUGCCCUCUCUAAAAAAGCAUGCAGAACAAGGAGGAAGAAGAUGAUACUCAGAACUACAUGACUAAGUAGGAAAUACUACUACUAGUACUUAGACUUACAAGGAGGAAGAUGAUACUCAGAACUACAUGUUGACUAAGUAGGAAAUACUAGUACUUACUUGGACUUGGAGCUACGUACAUGACAAGUAGUUACAAGAACGCGCCACCUUUAUGUUAGUACUCCGCUUUUACAAGGACUACAAGUAGCAUUGCUGUUUAGAAACAUUAUUUCUUUUUAGAAGCAUCUAAUGCAAAAAAAAAUUAGAAUCUCUAACAAAGCGUCCGGUGUUGGAGCUGUUGCCCGCUUUGCUCACACAGCUGAUUUAUCGAGCAUUGUUGGACUCCUUCGAGCUCGGCCCCCUCGGUUUCAUCGACGCAGCGCAACAAGUAGUCAGAAGGAUAGGUACAACCUCACAUCAUAUUACAAGGUUCUUUUGCUCCUACAUAAUUUGACGAGUCGAAUCGACGUGGGCUAUACAUUAGUACGAUUACAAUACAUCUACUUGUUCCAUUAUGACAUCUACAAUCAUGCUCAACAACAUACUCAACAACGUACUCAACAACAUACUCAACAUCUUCACCUGCAACAACUUCUAGGGAUUAUUGUUCAUUUCGAGCUAACGGGCUUCACGCCACAGCCAACUACGAUACACCGCGUUCGUGAGCAGAUUUUCGUGACCGAUCUAGUGAAGCAUCCCUAUGCAGAUGUCACGAUGGGCGAAGCGUUUCUCCAAGAGACGGAUAAGACGGAACUCAAAUUUGGGACUCAGGUAAUCUUCCACGACGAUCUUGAUUGUUCAUGAUCAUAGUCUUUCACGACAGCCUUCAAAAAUCCAUGAUUAAAUCUACUGAAGCAGCCCUUCAAAAAAAAUUAGCGAUCAAUGCACAACAGGAGCCUUGUAUUUGUACUUGAAAAAUAUUUUCAAUCCUUCUUGUUCUCCUUUCACCAGGAAACGCGGCCACAAGAGGGAGGAGUACUGUCAGAUCUUUUGCGGACAAGACAGAAGAAGAAAGAGGAGAAGUAUAGUAACAUAUUGGAUCCGCAACUAAGAACCGAAGCUGCGAAUCGCGAUAAGAAUGAAGUCGAUGCAGUGGUCUACUUUGCUUUUGUAUUUGUUUGAAGUCGAUGCAGUGGUAUGAUUAUGUCUACUUUGCUUUUGUAUUUGUUACUCUUGGUCUUGUUCUCUUGUCCGACGUUCUUGAUCAUGUAGGUAAAAAAAAAAAAGUUAGUAAGAACAUUUAUGAGGCCUUACGCAGGUUCCUCUCUACAGGAUGCUUGCGUGCGUCGUGGAUGCCGUACGUGUAGAAAAUAACAUGAACAAGAACCUCCAUUUUCCAUCUUGUCGCCUUCUCUUGAGUUUUUCUUUCCAAGCAAACAAAGAACCUCUUCGAACAGGUGGAGAAUUUGUCCCAGUCCUUGUCGCAUGUGGUGGCCGUUGAGAAUGCGAUAAAGGGAAGCUAUAUGAUGUACUCGCAGCAAAAGAAAGCUCAGAAGAAGGAAGCGAUGGUUAAGGCGCCUACAAAAAUCUAAACAAAUUCUGGUUAAGGCUACAAUAAAUUAGUAACUAACUAAUGAAAGCGCCUACAAUCUAAACAAAUUGUUCAUCAUCCUUCUUAUUGGAGGUCCCCUUAUUUUCACAGACAACAUUUUCCAGGUCCCGUUUUCAAAGGGAAAAGGGGGCCCAAGAUGCUGCUCCGGAUGGAUAACCUCUCUUACAGUUCUAAUAUGGAUAACAAGUCAAAAAAGGGACUUCUAGAAGACCCAAGCAAGAAGGACGCGAAUAAUCGGCAGUCACCGGCAUCUAGCUUGAAGGGCGGCUCCAUAAAGGUACUAGUAGAAACAGGAAAAAUUGCGUAGCAGUAGUUUUUCUCUUGUUUAUUCCUAAACUGCUCACACCGACACACCAGGAGUCUGGCAGCCCUGGAGGCAACUCUUCGGGAGGCGAAAAAGGAAAAAUAGGUGGUGGGAGCGGCAUUGCUAGGCUGAAGAAGGCAGCAGCGUCAAAGAUGACGAACAUCGCGACCACGAAAAUUUUCUCAACUCAGUUGGACAAGAAUAAAUACGAUAAAGCGGUAGCGAAACUUACUAUUCAACUACUUAUGAAGAUAUUUAUACAGUAAUCGUUUUAUUGCUAAAAGAGAGUCGAUGUUGUCCUCUAACUACCAUUACCUGGUCGAACCAUUACCACCUAGACCCAAUGUAGCCAUCGCCUGGUCUAAUCAUUACCUGCGGUAUAAACAUCACGAUCAUCAACUGAUCGAAUGAUCAUUAUCUUGUUUAGCAACAGAAGUUUCAUCUGACUUUAAUAUAAUCCUGAGGCUCUUCUACUUCUCACCGUCGUCCCCUUCAGGUGCGCACUUGCAUCUACCGGCAACGGACGCUUCCUUCACGGUACUCGCGUGGUGAAAAUUCGCAGUUUAAUACGUCAUGGCUCAGUCCCAUGGUAAGCCACACGGCAUUGCAGUGUGCGCUGGAGAGGGAUGCGCCCAUAGCCUUUUCCGAGAGAGGGAUAGUCGGAAAAACAAUUAAGCAGAAGGGUUUAAAAUUUUGUUCUUUUUUUUUCAACUUUUUUGUUCUCGAAUUGUGUAGACUACUAGAAUCUAACUAAAAAUCACCGUCUAGUCCUUUCAUCUUUAUUAUCGAGUUGUGUUUGUCGUGGUUCGUUCCCGUCGUGGCAGGAUCACUCAGGAGUAUGAUGCUUGAUACGACACUUAGUAUCUCCAAUACUAGCUUGGGGCGUCCGAUAACAUCCCUCCCACUAGGAUCCCCCUCCUCCCCAAAAUAAGAAACUAAGCAAGGCAAAGACGUAAGCGAUAUGCGUUUUCAAAUUUCGAAAAUUUUCCACGUUUUGCCAUCGUUUGGGGAUUGGGUCUCGUGAGUUUGAAGUCAAGGGCUAAGAUCCCAAAACUUUUUGACUUUCAGCCCUUUCGCUGAAAUUUAAUGCCCUGGCUUCGCGUUUUUCAAAUUUCGAAGAUUCUCCACGUUUUGCUGUCGUUUUGGGAUUGAAUUUCGUGCGUUUGAAGCGCUAAAGCCCCUAAAUUUUUGACUUUCAGCCCCUUCCCUGAGAUUCAGUCUCUUGGCUUCGCGUUCUUCAAAUUUCGAAAAUUUUCCACGUUUUGCCGUCGUUUUGGGAUUGAAUUCUGUGCGUUUGAAGUGCUACGAUCCCAAAACUUUUGAUUUUAAGCCCUUUCUCUGGAAUUUAAUUCCUUGGAUUCGCGUCCUCAAAUUUCGAAAAUUUUCCACGUUUUUCGUCGUUUCGGGAGUGAAUCCCGUGAGUUUGAAGCGCUAAGAUCCCAAAAUUUUUGAUUUUAAGCCCUUUCCCCCGAAGUUCAAUGCUUUGGCUUCGCGUUUUUCAAAUUUCGAAAAUUUUCCGCAUUUUGUCGCCGUUUUGGGAUUGAGUCGCGUGAGUUUGAAGCAUUAAGAUCCCAAAACUUUUGACUUUAAGCCCUUUCUCUGAAAUUUAAUGCCUUGGCUUCGCGUUUUUCAAAUUUCGAAAAUUUUCCACAUUUUUUCGCCGUUUUGAGGUUGAGUCUCGUGGGUUUGAAGCGUGGAGAUCCUAAAGUAUUUGACUUUAAGCCCUUUCCCUGAGAUUCAAUCUCUUGGCUCCGCGUUUUUCAAAUUUCGAAAGUUUUCCACCUUUUUCGUCAUUUUGAGAGUGAACCGCUUGACUUUGAAAGGCUAAGAUCCCAAAAUGUUUGAUUUUAAGCCCUUUCCCUGGAAUUUAAUUCCUUGGGUUAACGUUUUCAAAUUUCGAAAAUUUUCCACGUUUUGUCGUCGUUUUGGGGUUGAGUCUCGUGAGUUUGAAGCGCUAAGAUCCUAAAAUUUUUGAUUUUAAGCCCUUUCCCCCGAAAUUCAAUUCCAUUGCUUCGCGGUUUCCUGGUUUCGUGGUUUCCUGGUUUCCUGGUUUCUUGGUUUCCUGGUUUCCUGGUUUCUUGGUUUCCUGGUUUCCUGGUUUCCUGGUUUCCUGGGUGGUUUCCUGGUUUCCUGGUUUCGUGGUUUCGUGGUUUCAUGGUUUCACGGUUUCACGGUUUCACGGUUUCACGGUUUCACGGUUUCACGGUUUCACGGUUUCACGGUUUCACGGUUUCACGGUUUCACGGUUUCACGGUUUCAUGGUUUCAUGGUUUCAUGGUUUCAUGGUUUCAUGGUUUCAUGGUUUCAUGGUUUCAUGGUUUCAUGGGUUCAUGGGUUCAUGGGUUCAUGGGUUCAUGGGUUCAUGGGUUCAUGGGUUCAUGGGUUCAUGGGUUCAUGGGUUCAUGGGUUCAUGGGUUCAUGGGUUCAUGGGUUCAUGGGUUCAUGGGUUCAUGGGUUCAUGGGUUCAUGGGUUCAUGGGUUCAUGGGUUCAUGGGUUCAUGGGUUCAUGGGUUCAUGGGUUCAUGGGUUCAUGGGUUCAUGGGUUCAUGGGUUCAUGGGUUCAUGGGUUCAUGGGUUUGGGGUUUGUUUGUUUUUGUGUCGGAGGUUUUGGGUUCGGGUGUUGGAGGUUUUGGGUUUGGGUGUUGGAGGUUGAGGCUUCCGAAGGGAUGUGUUUGCAAAGUUUUAUUGCUCUUAAUAUUAGAUACAACAGAAGCUGAGCCGGAGGAUGCCAGGAGCUUGUUUGUGAAGAAAAGGGCCAGCGGAAGGCAGAGUCAUUCAUUAAAGAAUUUAUCAGCACAUUAAAAACUUAAAAAACCUGGUUGAUAUAAUUUGGCUCUGGUGUGCUGGCAAGAAUCCGUAUUCUAAGUUCACUCGAGACAGUUUUCAGCUUCGUUUUCGUGUGGCGCCGAAGCUCCUUCCGCCGGCGGGUCCUCACGUCGCCGCACCAGACGACGAUGACGACCAAGGCGCUGCGGGACAAAAAUAUCCAAGUAGGAGUCCGUCACCAGUGGGACAUGAGGUACUUAUUUGUUUUAAUAUUCACGAUUUUUACAUCUAACUUGGAAGAAGAAGUACAAGUAGAGAACAAAGUACUCCAACCACUACUCUAAUCUACUCACCAGGAAAAAGGACAUAGGACUGUUUAAGGAGGUUUCCCCUUAAGGAGGUUUCCCCUUUCUCCCCUUAACUUGUGUAGUUCUGUUAUCAAUCCAAGAACUUCUCCCUUGUAGUUAAGUUGAACUUGUGUAGUUCUGUUAUCAAUCCAAGAACUCUCUUUUGUCCAUGAUCAUGAUGUCCUAUCAAGCAGGUAUUUUUUUGAUGCUUGUGAUUGUGUAUUAAUAUAAUGUCCACCUACCUGCCUCUCACCAGGCGCGUUCCGCAUUUACGGAUUUUUUUCGGAAAAAGGAUGUGGGAAAGCGUGAAGAGAUUUUGGAGAAGAGAAAACCUCCAGUGAAAUUGACGGUCGCGAUCGAACCUCCUGUCGGCGUUUCGAAAGCCGUAUCGAGCGAACGGUUGAAGGUACAACAACUGUUGUACUCCAGUGCUGUUGAUGAAGCAAGUACAACCACCCUCUCAGAGCGAGAAGCAUUGUUAAGUACAAUUGGAACAACAUCAAGAACAACUAGUAAAUUUAUCACUGAGACUAACAACUCUACCUAGUAAGUUGCACUAGUUGUACAGAUUAUCCUUUUACAUUUAACUCUAUUCUCCUGUAUUAUCUUCCUCAGGCAAUGCAUUAUCUUCCUGCCCCUCAAAGUCAAAAAUAACAAAGAUUCAAAUACUGAUUUAUAAAAUCUUUCAACAACAACCCCCAGAUCGCAAGGACGAAGAGUGAGCUGAACAGCUGGGCGCACUAUAUCCGCACUUACGACACUUCAACUGGCGUACCGAAGGGAGCAUCGGAUCAGGCUGAGCUAUUUCGCGCGGAAAAACAGUACGUUUCGGAGAUGGAGAAAUUGACCUCCCGAAUCGUUCGCUGGCAAGAGUAUGAUCUGCCAGCUGAUAAGAAAUAGUGGCUUGCACGACCUUGCCUCGUCUCGUAUUCGUUUUCUGUAUUUUACUUUUGAGGUUAGUGAAAAUAUCAACGAAUUACCUCAAAACAAGCAGUAGUAUCUGUCAGAAAAUAGCUCAAGUUUCCAAUUCCAUUCGCUCGUAAGCAAUACUAUACUCGUCAAGCAUCUCCUGGAAAUCCAGUGUAGUAGUUUCCUGGAUUCUCAGGAGGACGCAGAUGCAUCAUGAUAUUUUUUUCCUCGAGGUAACUAAAAAUCUUGCCGUGGGUAACAUGAAACCGUGCGGCAUUCUGAAAUUAAAAUUGCGACAUCGUAAUCAUCCAAGGUUACGAUGUCGUUUGGAUUUCGAAAUUAAGCGUAAGCCGAUCAAGCGAGCCUAAGUGAAAUGAACCCGCUAUAGCUGAUCAUGGACCUAUUCCUAUACGAAUACAUGCAUCAUGUGUAACAUGACGAGCACCAUGAUCAUGAACGUGACCAAUGUAUAGGCAAAUGCACAGUAGUAGACGACCAUGUUAAUAUUCCCAUUCCAUAUGUUGGCAUAUGAGGAACUCCAUACUGACUAGAGCGACGGCUACUCCGGGAGCAUAGCACGAUCGCUAACGAUCAAUAGAAAGUCCUUGUUGUUCUUGGACACAUCCUCCCCUGUCAUAAAAAUGUUGACCCAUUCCAAAGCCAAAACUCCCCCUGACCCAGGAAGGACAUAGCCCCAACAAGAAAACAUGUUAGGCAACCAAAACAAGAAUUCAAGAAGUCUAGGUUCCACAU
Amoebophrya sp. A25 is the source of this 8234-nucleotide messenger RNA. The record is from the annotation of a GenBank genome assembly. NCBI's taxonomy places the organism in Eukaryota, Dinophyceae, Syndiniales, Amoebophryaceae.